Molecule: messenger RNA, 964 nt
Organism: Tuber melanosporum (Perigord truffle)
Lineage: Eukaryota; Fungi; Ascomycota; Pezizomycetes; Pezizales; Tuberaceae
Exons: 5
Coding region: 53-865 (270 amino acids)
Molecular function (GO): hydrolase activity
Source: RefSeq, a predicted model, not a curated record
ACACCCCACCCCACCACAAAAGGAAAGCGGAAAAACGACCCUCUCCAUCAAAAUGCUCAUCAAGGAGACCCACCAGGAUGUCCAAACCACCGUUUCCGGUACCCCCAUGAGGAUAUACAUCUUCCAUCCUUCAAUCCCGAACUACCCCCACGCAAAGUUCCCCGGCGUUGUGGUCUUCUCCGAGAUAUACCAGCUCACCGGACCCGUCGCUCGCUUCGCUAGGCAGAUUGCCGGACAUGGGUAUAUUUGUGCUGCACCUAGCUCGUUUCAUGAAUUUGUCGGACCGGAACCGCUGGAGUAUGACGUCCAGGGGACGGACGAUGGUAAUAAGUUUAAGAUCGAGAAGCUGGUGGAGGCGUAUGACGAGGACGCAAAAUUAACGGUGGAUCUAUUGGUGGGGUUGGCUACUUGUAAUGGCCGAAUUGGUGCUACGGGGAUGUGCCUCGGUGGGCAUUUGGCUUUUCGUUGCGCGCUUGAUACAAGGGUUUUGAGUGCAGUUUGCUACUUUGCUACUGAUAUUCACAGCUCGACCCUAGGCCUGAGAAGGAAUGAUGAUUCACUCAAGAGGGCUGGUGAGAUUAAGGGAGAAUUGGCAAUGAUAUUUGGCAAAUUGGACAACCAUGUUCCGCCUGCUGGGAGAGACUCGAUUCGCCAAGAACUGCAUGAAAAGGGACGUCUCUUCAGCUUCUAUGAAUUCGCUUUUGCUCAGCAUGCAUUCAUUCGUGAUGAGCUUUCGAAGGGAAGAUACGAUCCGGCUAUUUCCAAGAUCUGCUUUGAAGUUCUACUAGAAUUAUUCGGGAGGACUCUGAAGACAGAAUUAGGAGAAGCAACUGCGGACAAUACCCCUGUUGAAAACAUAUGCUGAGGCGUUAUCUUUACUUUCCAUCUACCAUCACUUGCCCCUGAUCAGCAAGUUUUUCGCAGCCCCCCACAAACUCCAUAAUAUUAUGAUCCUCCACACCCA